Toxorhynchites rutilus septentrionalis is the source of this 2712-nucleotide messenger RNA. RefSeq names its product sialin. The transcript is spliced from 6 exons. Gene Ontology annotation, biological process: transmembrane transport; monoatomic anion transport. The record is from RefSeq and is a predicted model, not a curated record. Gene Ontology annotation, cellular component: plasma membrane. Gene Ontology annotation, molecular function: transmembrane transporter activity. The coding region runs from base 291 to 1787 and encodes 498 amino acids. NCBI's taxonomy places the organism in Eukaryota, Metazoa, Arthropoda, Insecta, Diptera, Culicidae.
GUCCGAUUCAGUCUGUUACUCGAAGUCGUGCCGUUUGGAUGUGAGAUUGUGGAGUUCAGGAUAAGGUUGAAACGUGCAGUGUUGUGUUCAAGUGUGACGUUAUAAAAAAAAAGUUCUGCUCCAUACCAACAGUGAUUAGGUGCGCGGCAUAUCCGUUAUUAAAAAGUGGGUUUUCAUACAUUUUUUGUGUUCACACCGUUGCAAUACCUUGCGCACGAGGCCCAGCGGGACCGGUGGCAGUAGCACACGUAACAGGAGAAACCAGCAGCGGAAGUGUGGGGAUCUAGAGAAUGACUACAGGUGGUAAAGGAUGGCUAACAUGUCGCCAAGUACUGAACAUCAUGGUGAUCUUCGGAUUCAUGUUGAACUACGCCCUGCGGGUGAACUUCACCAUCGCGAUCGUGGUGAUGGCGAAAAGCCUAAAAAAUUUCACGCUCGGUGGAGGUGACGAAUUCGAGAACGCCACAACCCUGGCACUGUCCAGCAGCGUAUCAACAACGACCGAACAGAGUGUGAUCGCGGAGGAAGAUAAAUUCGAGUGGGAUGCCUACCAGCAGAAUCUGAUGCUCGGCAGUUUCUUCUGGGGCUAUGUGCUGACGGAAUUGCCCGGUGGUCGGCUGGCGGAGGUCGUUGGAGGACGGCGCGUCUUCGGAUACAGCAUGUUGUUCGCUAGUGUAUUGACUUUGCUUACCCCUUUAGCUGCUUAUACCAAUUACAUUGCCGUUGUUAUAUUGCGAGCUGUUCUAGGCUUCUUCUUGGGUGCAUCCUGGCCAGCGAUUCACCCAUUGACCGCGGUCUGGAUUCCACCGAUGGAUCGGUCCAAGUUCAUCGCGAACAUGAUGGCUUCCUCGCUUGGUGCUGCCAUAACGAUGCCAAUUUGCGGCUACUUGAUUGCUACCAUUGGCUGGCAGUCGGUAUUCUACUUCACUGGUGGCUUAGCCUUGCUGUGGUCCAUUUGUUGGUUCCUGGUCGUAUUCGAAACUCCUGCCGAUCACCCACGUAUUUCAGCUGAGGAACGCAAUGAAAUUGAAAGUGCCAUCGGUGCUGGAGUGAAAGCCAAGAAACCGACAUACGUGCCCUGGAAAUCUAUUCUCACUUCGCCACCGGUUUGGGCUAUCAUUUUAACUCACGGAGCUUCUGUGUUCGGUUUCUUCACCGUUGUAAACCAAUUGCCAACGUACAUGAAGUAUAUCCUGAACUUCAACAUCAAGGAGAAUGGACUGCUCUCUUCUCUGCCCUACUUUGGCAAGUAUGCGAUGGCAGUGCUUUCUUCUCAUCUCGCCGAUAGUCUGCGUAAGAAGGGGACACUAUCGACUACUGCAACUCGCAAGAUCUUUACCGCUUUCGCUGUCAUGACUCCUGGAUUCCUAAUGAUCGUUCAAGUGUACAUGGGUGAAAGUCGCAGCUGGGCUGUUGGUAUCUUCACAUUGGCGCUGUUCUUGAACGGAGCCGUCACGGCAGGCUACUUAGGCAACGGUCUGGACAUUGCACCAAACUUCUCCGGCACCAUCUUCGGUAUGGCCAACACGCUAUCAUCGUUCGGUGGUUUUGUGUCCGCCUACAUGGUUGGCGUCCUUACCAAUGACAAUCAAACCUACGGCCAGUGGCAGAUUGUGUUCUGGAUCCUGGCCAUCAUCUACAUCGUUGGCUCUUCGGCGUACCUCCUCAUGGGUACCGGCGAGCUACAGCCCUGGAACAACCCACCGGAGAUCGGCUCGAGCCACGAGACCGAGGAGGGAGUGCCACUGAAUCAGCAGAACCAAAACAACAAACCAAUCUCAUCCUAAGAAGUGCACUUGCGAAGUAGCUGCUGGUAGCUGGAUAGGAACAAAAUCUCUGAUUUCAAACAGAGUUGUAGCAUUCGGGUAUACGGAAUAACGGACUACUUAGACUCGGUACUUACUCCUCUGAGAAACACAAUCGUGCGAUCGGAUCGGGUUUGCGCAAUGUUCUGAUUUUUAACGUGUUUUCAUUGUAACACAGCUAGGAGUGAUUGUCUUGAUAAGUGUUUUCUCGAGCGCGAGUGUUUAUUAUGUUUUAGAUGAAAACUACUUAAAUAGAUUUCAGAAUGAAAGUAAAUAGGACCGUGUCUGAUUUGCUGUAGCAUUUAAUAAUUUAUUUUUUAAGAAAGUAACAAAAAGCAAAUCGAGGUAGUGUGUAAAUUCAACUACUGCAAAACAAAUACAUACAAACAAACAAAACAAGGUUUAAGUAGCGAACACAAUUUAGGAACAGAUAAAUCUAUGACACAAAAGUAUGUACGGACUAGUUUGUGCUUUAUUUACACGGAGAAGAGUGCUCAGAUUACGGUUUAGUUUGUUUUUAUCACACAAGUAAUCAUCCAAACAUACGUAUGUCCGAAUCUGGGACACUGUUGUCGAUUAGGAUUAAUGUAGCAGAAAAACGUUCGAAGCAUGUGCCUUGAAUUGGCUAACAAAAAAAAAAACGGGACGAGCAUCUUGAAAAUUGCCAAAUCAUCCACGAUCCAUGAUCUGAAGCGGAAUAUCUAUUUGACGCUAUUGAUAAAGCCAAGUGUACUUUGAAACAUAUUUUUACAAGAUAGUAGAAAGAAAUAUAUAUACUCUUAGGAAAGAAACGUAAACCCAAGUGUCGGAAAUGAUACAGUGUAUUUUUAUUCACCGUACACCGUGUCAGUGGUGAAAGACCCAAAAUAGCUCCAUUCUAUUUUUCGAAUAAAUGUUGAACAACGAG